Molecule: messenger RNA, 2734 nt
Organism: Cloeon dipterum
Lineage: Eukaryota; Metazoa; Arthropoda; Insecta; Ephemeroptera; Baetidae
Product: serine/threonine-protein kinase 11-interacting protein
Exons: 13
Coding region: 94-2451 (785 amino acids)
Cellular component (GO): cytoplasm
Molecular function (GO): protein binding
Source: RefSeq, a predicted model, not a curated record
GAUUAGUCAACAUCAACUGAUUGUGAGCAGCAGCUGAUCGCCUAAGCGCAAAGCAACAAACUGUAGCGAAAGCAAGCGAAUGUUCUGUCCAAAAUGAUCGGUAGCGACGUGCAGGCGCUGUCCAGCCUGCUGAAGGCGCACGGGGACAAGAUUCUGAGCGGUGGACAACGUCUAGCACUGACAGCUGCGCUCGCACAGAAGUUGAACGCAGCCUUCUUCCUGAUCACGGCGCCUUCUGACCAGAUGAAUGAUGACUCGCUUCUCUUUCAAGUGGUCACCCAUUCCUCCAGCAAUGCGAAAAUGCAUGAUCUGCACUUCCUGCACGACUUUGUUCAAAGGGUUGAGGCUCUCAAGCUGACACACGGCUCAGACACGCUGCAGGGAAACCUUGACCUCUCAAAAUUUCGUAAUCUCAAAGAACUGACCCUUGAAAGAAUUCCACUGCACAUGGUGACAGGAAUGCAACUGCUUCAGCCAAGGCUAGAGUAUAUUCGAAUCUCAAGAAGUGUCGGACGGGUCGAGGAUUUACUGGGCCAAACAGAAUGGCCCCAUUUGCAUAAUUUGUCACUGCCACACAACAACCUAAGUGCCUUGGAUUCCUCAUUAGCAUGGGCCACAUCGCUCAAAGAAGUUGAUCUGCGACACAAUGUGAUAACCAACACCAAUGGUCUAGAGCAACUGCCAAAUCUCGUGACCUUAGAUCUCAGUUACAAUCAUCUCUGCGCCGUGCCUAGAUUGCACAAAAACACGAGCAGGACUCUAAAAUCUUUUGCCAUUGCCCACAAUAUGUUGGAAAAUUUGAACGGCCUAGAGGCAUUCUCCAACUUGGAAAUCUACCACUGCGGUUGGAAUUGUUUGGUGGACCCUAAAGUGUUGGCUUCGCUGUCAAAGCUGCCACACCUGCAAAAAUUGUGGCUAACUGGUAACCCUAUGACAAGGAUGACUGAUUGCAGAGUGCGGGUGGCUAGAAGACUUCACCCUUGCAUCAUCCCAACUGUUGAGUUGUUUUCCUUGGACGGUGAAAUUUUAUCUGAGAAUGAACGCCGCUGGAUCGGAGCGGCUUGCAUUGAUGUUUGCAUUUCGGCUCCAUCAACCUCAAGUGCACCGCAGGAUUCCAGCUCUCUAACCCAGUCAUUGAACAGAAAGCCUGCAAAGGUUAGGGAGGUUACUAUACUUGAUAUUGACGAGGCACAUGUCUCGCCGUCCAGACUUGACGCCUCCUUUGCGUCAACAAGUGCCAGCAUUGACACAGUUGUUGAUACCAAGAAGCAGAUAGAGACUCUGCGCGAAAAACUAGGCGAGUCUUGGCUGGGCGGCGUGACUAAUGUGUUGGGCUUGCCUGCAGAAAAUAAUGGAGCUGGUAACACAUCUGAAAAGUUUGAUGCGGUUGCCUGGUUGGAAAGCCAGCAACGUCCUGAUGUGGUCGUUGCACCAAGUAAAGAGGGAGAAAAUGAUAAUGAUGACGUUCAUGAUGUCGAGCAAGAUGUUGAAAACACGUCUGUCAUGGAUGAGGAUGACAAGGUGCAACUUCUGGAUGAAGUUAGCUUUGUAACCAUUGAAUGUGACCCCAUCCUGAAUGACUCAAUGAUUGACCCUUCAACCAGUGCUCUGCCAGUAGACUCUGGAACAGAGCAUCUCAACGAAUCUGAAGAGGACGAAGAAGAGUCAGGUGAUGAAGCUCCAUUUUUGGUUCAGAGGGAAUUCGAUUCGCAGGGCAACAGCAUCGUGAAAGACUACUUUGUGAUAGUUGGAUCAAUUAAGUUAGUGGAAAGAGAGGCAAGCGGCAGAAUGUCAGCCCAGUGGCCGCUUGAGACUCUAGUAAGCUGUGAGCACAGGAGCACAAACAAAGUGUUCUUAACUUUUGACACUAUUCGACGUGAGAAACAAAACAGGGACUACGUCCUCGAGAGCGAAGACGCCUUGGAGUUUGCCAAAGUUCUGAAUUCGAUCUUAGAGGCUAGAUCUCUUGGCGAAAUGAACCAAGCUGUGUUCCGCUGCAUGAGGUGUUCUACCCACUUUUCCAGAGAGAUCUCAGACUUACACAGCACUGUGGGCCGCUGCCCAAACUGCAACAGCGCAGUUGUGGUGCAAGAAGAUGUCAUGAACAGAUCUUAUAGCCAACAAAAGCAAACUGUGAUCCAUGAGCUUCCGCUGGAAGCGCAGUCUGCGCCCACGCAUCAAAAGAAAAGCUCAAUCGGUUCUCUUCUUGAUCAAUCCAUGUCUGAUUCUGGCCUAGGACUCAUCCCUGGACAAUCAAGACAUCACGAAGGCAACGACUCGGACAUAGAGGUCCUCAGCAAUCCAAGCCAGAGCAGCAUCGAAGUCAUCCCACCCUCCGAGGAAUCACACAGUCGGGAGGAGAGUGCGGCUCCCACGUCAUCCGUAGAGUCGCGCGUUAUCAAUAUCGCCUCGCGCUCCCCCCCUGUUGCGACAAACUCAUCCUCGUCGUAAUGCUAACCAGGCGUCGAUGACAGGAUUAUGCGCUUGAACUAAUAAUUACGACAACGCGAACAAACACAUGCUGGCGGUCACUUGCUGGCUGUCUCGUAGAAGUUGGUCAUGUAGUCGGCGAGCGCCUGCACGUCCUCCACGCCGACCGCGUUGUACAAUGAGGCUCGGAUUCCGCCCACGGACCUGUUAGUUUUAAAUCCUUACUUAUUAUCAUGUCUCAAUAUUUACCAAUCGUGCAGCGGCUUUUACCACAAUAAAAGUAUUUUCUUGUUGUUUACCGUAA